UAAAGCACGAACUACAAAGUUCAUUAUAUUUUUCGUAAUGAACAUUUUUUUAAUCAUUGUGAAGUCAUGAAUCGUAGAGUUGAGUUUACCUAGUGCAUUUUCGAGUGAUCUGAAUACCUACUGACACCGAGAUGUUGGGACCCAAUUUGUUGGCCAUGUCAUUGAUGCUCUUGAACGUUCUGACUUCAGUUUCUGGACAAUGCCGAUAUUCACAUGAUAUAAUGUUAGGGAGUCAAUACUACAUUUUCAACGAGGAAUACCCAGAAAACUACAGAAAAGGUACGAAUUGUAGAUGGAGUGCUAGAAGCGAACCAGGCACGCAAAUAGUACUGACCUGCGAAGAAAUCAACAUACCUCAGUCCAACGAGUGCCAAUACGACAAACUGUCUGUUUCACUAUCUGGAAAUGCCAAUUUUGCUGAUGCCCAUAACUAUUGUGGAGAAGGUACUUUGAGCUUGCUGUCGAAUGAUAACUCGAUGGAAAUAGGUCUUUUCUCGUCCUACUGGAGUCCGUUCAGAGAAACUGGAAGAUUCAUAUGUAGUCUCACUUCAAUUCGCAGCAAUGUACCAACUACCACAACUAGAAGACCAGUGACUUGCGAUUGUGGAUGGAAGCAAGGUAUGAGAAUUGUUGGAGGGCAGGAAACAGGUGUGAACGAGUAUCCUUUCAUGUCUGCACUGGUAGAUUCAGAACUGGGUUCCCUCUACUGUGGUGCAGCUAUAAUUUCUCAACGUUACGCUGUCACUGCAGCCCACUGCCUGACGAGUAAACUGCCCAAAAAUAUCGGUUUGCUCGUUGGAGAUCAUAACAUUUCAACAGGUGCCGACACACCUUACGCACAGAUCUAUCUAACGGAAAGAUUCAUAAUCCACCCUGAAUUCAACCCGCAAACUCAAAACAAUGACAUAGCAAUGGUGAAGACCAGAAUGAACAUAGCGUUCAGCCUUUACGUAGGACCAGUUUGUCUACCCUUCAGGUACACCACUAACGAUUUCAGGGGUUUGCCGGUGACAGCCCUAGGUUGGGGUUCGGAAGAAUUUUCUGGACCGAGAUCCGAAGUCUUGCAGGAAGUAACCCUGAAUGUUAUCAGCAAUCAACAAUGCUCUUACACGGAGAAAAACAUCACAGACAAACAGUUGUGCACGUACGCCUCAAACAAAGACUCGUGUCAGAGCGACUCAGGAGGACCCUUGGUGUACCUGGAGAGUAGCAUCAGGAGGCUGCAACUGGUUGGUGUGAUAUCUUUUGGUCUCGGAUGUGCCACUCUGAGACCAUCGGUGAAUGUCAGAGUAACUUCUUUUCUUUCUUGGAUAGUGAGCCAGACUUCUGAUACCAAUUAUUGCAUACGAUAGCUGAGGAAUUUAUGAGUGGAAUGAAUUUUUAUUCCAUACGGAAUAUCCAAAUAGCAUUGUACUUUUGAGAGUAUCAUGAAAAUAUGCACAAUUUUAUUUAUUUUUUAUUUUUAUGGAGAAUUGUUGUUGAUAAAUGAUUUUUCGC
Coccinella septempunctata (seven-spotted ladybird) is the source of this 1497-nucleotide messenger RNA. Its product is annotated as venom serine protease-like. The transcript is spliced from 8 exons. Bases 132 to 1352 code for a protein of 406 amino acids. Gene Ontology annotation, biological process: proteolysis. Gene Ontology annotation, molecular function: serine-type endopeptidase activity. NCBI's taxonomy places the organism in Eukaryota, Metazoa, Arthropoda, Insecta, Coleoptera, Coccinellidae. The record is from RefSeq and is a predicted model, not a curated record.